AUGUCAAACUCAGAAAAGUUCAAUUCUGUCCAAUAUGUUCAUACAAUUUCUGAGGCCGGUCGCCUUCUUCCUUCUGCCAGUCGUUGGAACUCCAUAGAAUUGGACUUCAAUCUCCUUCCACAGUCUUCAUUAAAUGAAAAUUUUGAGUCUUUACCGUCAAGAUUUUCAAAAUCUGUUGAUUUUAACUUGUUUGUUAAAGAUAAAAUCCACUUCAAACGAUUCGUCGUUGUAGCAGCCUUCAUAAUCCUAAUUAUACCUGCUCUUAUUCUUCUCAAGCAUUUUUAUCCUCCAAGAAAUAACCAUAAUGGCUCUUCCCACAAUAUCACCCUUGCUCUUAACAAAGCUCUUCUCUUCUUUGAUGCUCAAAAAUCGGGGCCUUUUGUGGAGAAUAGUUUGAUACGGUUUCGAGGAAACUCGGGGAUGAAUGAUGGGCAUGGCAGUGAGAAGCAUCCAAAUCUUGUUGGUGGUUUUUAUGAUGCAGGGAAUAAUAUAAAGUUUAGUUUCACUACAGCUUAUACUGUUACUCUCUUGAGCUGGACAGUGAUUGAAUAUCAUGAGAAAUAUGAAGAUAUUGGAGAACUUGAUCAUGUUAAAGAUAUUAUCAAAUGGGGUAGCUUAUAUUUGCUUAAACUCUUUGUUCCUCAAGAUAAUUCUUCUAGUACUUCAGCCACAAUAUUCUCUCAGGUUGGAGGCAAUAAUUCAAAUGCUGAGAAUGAUCUAACUUGUUGGCAGAGGCCAGAAGAUAUGAAUUAUAUAAGGCGUGGUUCGGUUUGUGACAUUAGUUCUGCGUCCGAUUUAGCAGGGGAAAUGGUAGCAGCAAUGUCAGCUACAUCAUUAGUAUUGAAAGAAGAUAAGGACAUUUCAGACAAAUUGGUGAAAGCAGCAGAGGAAUUGUUCAUUCGUGCAAAUGGAACAGAUAAGAAAGGAACGUACACGACAAAUGAUGAAUGUGGAGGACAAGCUAGGCAAUUUUAUAACUCAACAAGUCACAAAGAUGAAUUGGUUUGGGGUGGAAUUUGGUUGUUUUUUGCUACAGGCAACAAAACUUACCUCAAGUAUGCGACAGAGAAUUUUGCCUCAGCUGUAGAGGAACAAGUAGCUUCUGAUGAAGGCGUCUUCGAUUGGAACAACAAGAUCAGUGCUAUAUCGAUUUUGCUAACAAGGAUUAGGUACUUCCGGGAUCUUGGUUAUCCAUAUGAGUCUUCGUUUAUAUCAUCGACGAACAAGAUUGAUUUGCUCAUGUGCUCAUAUACUUCUGAUCUAAAGUAUAGCAAAACAGAAGGUGGACUAAUCAUUUUAAAGCUAGGUACUGAUGCAGCACUACUCCAGUAUGCUGUGACAGCUACCUUUCUUAGCAAAUUGUAUAGUGACUAUCUCCUGAUUUUGCGUACACCACGCAGAAGCUGCUCUAAUUCUGCCUUUUCUUCGGAAAGUUUACAAGAAUUCGCACAAUCACAGGUGAAUUACAUACUAGGAGAUAACCCUUUGAAGAUGAGUUAUGUGGUUGGAUAUGGCGAUACUUAUCCGGUUCAAGUUCACCAUCGAGCUGCAUCGAUCCCUUGGGAUGGGAAACGGUAUACAUGUUCAGAAGGGAAUCAAUGGCUCAAUGCAAAAAGGGCAAAUCCAAAUACAAUCUUUGGAGCAAUGGUAGCUGGACCAAAUAAGGACGAUAUUUUUUCGGACGUAAGAAGCCAACCAUGGUUCACAGAGCCAAGUAUAGCAAGUAAUGCUGGUCUAGUAGCAGCACUGAUUGCACUACAUGAUCCUCCCAGUGGAUCUUCUCAUUCAAUUGGAGGUAAUUUAGGAAUAGACAAGAAUGGUAUGUUUGAAAAUGUAAAAGAAGUGGCUUGAGCUUCUUGAGAAAAAGGAAAAAGAUCAUUACAGUGUAGAAGGCAGUAACUAGUUAACCAUUUUCUUGAAAUUGUUUAGAUAAUUAAGCUUCAUAAGCACAAAUAGUUACAUCAAUUCUAUCAAG
Messenger RNA from Lycium barbarum (goji berry), 1975 nucleotides. Its product is annotated as endoglucanase 10-like. Bases 1 to 1851 code for a protein of 616 amino acids. Gene Ontology annotation, biological process: carbohydrate metabolic process. The record is from RefSeq and is a predicted model, not a curated record. The transcript is spliced from 6 exons. Gene Ontology annotation, molecular function: hydrolase activity, hydrolyzing O-glycosyl compounds. Lineage: Eukaryota; Viridiplantae; Streptophyta; Magnoliopsida; Solanales; Solanaceae.